Messenger RNA from Cylindrotheca closterium, 333 nucleotides. The record is from the annotation of a GenBank genome assembly. NCBI's taxonomy places the organism in Eukaryota, Bacillariophyta, Bacillariophyceae, Bacillariales, Bacillariaceae.
AUGGUCUCCAAGAAAGCGAAGAAGCAACAAGACUCUAUGAACAGUCGGCUGAAGUUGGUGAUGAAGUCUGGCAAAGCAAUUUUGGGAUACAAACACUCGUUGAAGUCGCUUCGAAAGGGAAAGUCAAAAAUGAUUCUGAUUGCUUCCAACUGUCCACAUCUCAGAAAGUCCGAAGUUGAAUACAUGGCCAUGCUUGCAAAGACACAAGUUCACCACUAUGCUGGUGACAACACUUCUCUCGGAACUGCUUGUGGAAAGUUCUUCAACUGUUCAGUGCUUUCGAUCAUCGAUGGCGGCGAUUCUGAUAUUCUGACCAGUGGCACCAAGGAAUAA